CUCACGUAGAUACGUGCUUAUACAUUAUAGAUGAAAUAAUGUUAUAGAAUCAUCUUUAAAAAAAAUGUAAAUAAGUUCCGAACAUAACAAAAUGACAUCCUUAAACGGAGAGAUACAAGUGAAUAAUAGUGAAAACGAAAAACCCUCAGAGAACAUAGUGAUUACAGUUGACAGCUGUCAAACUGACACCGACAGCUGUCACCGGAAUGCAAAUGGCGGGUGCGUUCAAAAUGGCGCACGGGAUUCGCUCGGGAUUCCGAGAAACGGACAUCGCAUGUCGUUUAUGGAAGAGGAGAGCGCAAGAGAAAGAUUAAGAUUGACUCUACUGAAGCAGUGCUCUGCUAUCUUGAAGCAGAGCGAGCAGAGGUACACGAAAGAGAGCUUGCACAGGACUUUUCAAGAUGAGGAUUUACUCGAGAGGAUAUUCCGUUUGUUUGACGUCAAGAAAUUAGACCAUUUAGUCCAAGAUGACUGGAUCGAGUACCUCAAAGAACGGCUACCGGAAGAGAGGCAGCUGGACCUGGUGGAACAAAUCGAGAGCGUCGCGUACGUGUUGUGCGGCGAUGGUGUUAUCAGCCUCGACACAUUUCAACACAUCAUGCAGAAUAAAGUUGUGACGAAGAAACUCUUUAGGGUAUUGGACGUGGACGGUGACGGUUAUGUUACAGCUGAUAAAGUUAUGGAAUUCCUCUCAACGGUCAGCAGUAGCAGACCCCGCGUGGGCUUUGAUAAGCACAGCGUUGACCGACUGGAGCAACUCUUCAAGGAGACGGUGGGAGAUCAGAAGGAGAUAACAAGAGAGCAAUUUCAGAAGAUAGUCGUCUCCAAAAAUCCAUUCUUCACAGAGCGGGUUUUCCAGAUAUUCGAUGAAGACGAUUCCGGGUCCAUCUCUCUCCAGGAGUUCAUCGCUGCCGUGCACAGGUUCGCGGGCCAGAGUCCUGACGACAAGAUCCGGUUCUUGUUUAAGGUUUAUGACUUGGAUGGCGACGGCCUAAUCCAACACAGGGAGCUGCAGCACGUGAUGAGGGCGUGCAUGGAGGAAAACGGCAUGCAAUUCAGCGAUGAGCAACUCUUAGACCUGACCACUGCGAUGUUCGAGGACGCUGACGUGGAAGAACGCGGGGCCAUCACGUAUGAAGCCUUGAAAAACCAGUUGAACAACCAUGGGGGGCUGCUGGAGAAUCUGUCGAUUAGCAUUGACCGCUGGCUGGUCCCCCCCAAACCAGACCCCAAGCCGAAGAACCUGCGCCAUAAGCUAGCCAAAUUAAAACCUUACCAGUUCUCUUUACCUUACUUCAAAAACAACUAUGUUUAUGUGAUAUACCUGGUUCUCUUCUACUUGGUGAAUUUUGGGUUGUUCGUGGCGAGAUGCAUUGAGUACAGACAGUCUAACGGCUUCGUCAUCGUGGCCAGAGCUUGUGGUCAAUGCUUGAAUUUCAACUGCGCCUGGGUUCUUGUCCUCAUGCUGAGGCACAGUAUCACAGCGCUGCGAGUCCGGGGCUUCGGUUCAGUCCUGCCUUUGGACCACCACAUAUAUCUGCACAAGCUGACGGGGACACUCAUAUUUGGAUAUAGUCUCCUGCAUACGCUGAUGCAUCUUUGUAAUUUUAGUCUCGUUGUAGUCAACGAUCCAGUGAUAAACAAGUCAAAUUACACUCUGACUGAAUGGCUAUUGACGGAGCGCCCAGGAUUAUUUGGACUGGUGGGAGGCUGUGCUAAUGCUACAGGAAUAGCUUUGGUCGUAAUCCUUGCUGUGAUGUUCGUCUGUAGCCAGCCCUUCAUACGGAGGGGAGGAAGUUUUGAGGUAUUUUACUGGACUCAUCUGCUGUACGUGCCUUUCUGGUUACUACUGAUCUUCCACGGACCCAACUUCUGGAAGUGGUUCAUAGUACCGGGAACUAUUUAUCUCACCGAGAGGAUCUUGCGACUGGCUUGGAUGAGGUCAGAGCGCGGCAAAACGUACAUCUCCUCGGGAAUACUCCUGCCAUCCCGGGUGACGCAUCUCGUCAUCAAGAGGCCGCCGGCCUUCGACUAUCACGCCGGCGACUACGUCUUCGUCAACAUUCCAGCCAUCGCCAGCUACGAGUGGCAUCCUUUCACGAUCAGCAGCGCGCCUUCUCAACAUGAUUACAUCUGGCUCCACGUACGAGGAGUAGGGGAGUGGACGAACAGAUUGUACUCGUAUUUUGAGGAGCAGGCCAGGAUACAUGCUGCUGAUGCGAACUCCAGGCUCGGGGAACACCAACAAGUAGCCCGCACCACAUCGAUCCUGAGCAAACGGAAGAGUUCCGGUGGGAGUGCCAAGAAGAGAUCGGUGGACUUCUCUCGUUCCUGUUACACCAGCGAAGCUUUCACUCUUGACGAGGAGGAGAACAAUGCGGAAUAUAAGAAGGAAUUCGAAGCAUUUUCGCCUUCUUCGAUAACGCACAGCACAUUGUUAGCGCCAAAGCACUUAGAAAAGUCUGCUUCCAUGCCUGACGUGCAGAAGAACAUCAAAAAGCGACAGAGAAUAUUAGCGAUGCGAGAAUUCAUGCGCUCAGAAUCCGAGAGAAGCUUCGAUUUGGUCAGUGUGAAGGCACAAAAAAAGAUAACGAGCGCUUACAAAAGCCCCCAACACAGAGUGCUGGCUCAAAGCUUUCGGUAUAUGAGAAAUAAGCCCGUUAUUAUAGCUUUUAAGACUCCAAGCCUUGAGAGCUGUGAGAGAAGGCAGUCUAAUGAUAGCAUUUUGACCAUAGCAAGACGCAGAUUGUCGAAGAGUCUAUCACCAGAUCGAGAUCCAGAGAGUUUCGACAAGCCUGACAUCAACAUCAUUAGUCCUUCGGAGUCCACGGCUGACGACCACUCCUUCUCCAGCUAUGCAUUUGGAAAACCGCUCGAAAUCUACCUGGACGGGCCGUAUGGUGCGGCGUCGUCCCACAUCCUGCGCGUGGAGCACGCCGUGCUGGUGGCGGCCGGCAUCGGCGUCACGCCCUUCGCGGCGCUGCUGCAGGAGCUGGCCCACAGACACCAGGCCGCGAGGAACACCUGCCCACGCUGCUCCCACACUUGGGCCGUUCAACCAGUCGGGACAACGCUUAAAAAGGUGGAUUUCUUCUGGAUAAACCGUGAGCAGCGCUCGUUCGAGUGGUUCGUCUCCCUCCUCUCCCAGCUGGAGAUGUCGCAGGCUGAGCUCUGCGGAGACGAGGGCAGGUUCCUCGACAUGCACAUGUACAUCACCAGCGCCCUACAGAGACACGACAUGAAGGCGGUCGGACUGCAGCUGGCUUUGGAUUUGUUGCACGAAAAGGGAAAACGCGACCUCAUAACGGGCUUGAAGACCCGCACGAACGCCGGAAGACCGAACUGGGAUAAGGUCUUCCAACAGCUGCAGCAGCAGAAUAAAGGAAAGGUCACGUUGUUCUACUGCGGACCUCCGCAGCUGGCCAGGAUACUCAGAGUCAAAUGUGACCAAUUCGGCUUUGAUUUCAGGAAGGAAGUCUUCUAAUCUUCAAGCAACUAGCUGUCCUGAGUCCUUUUAGAUAUCCUUUGCUAUCUUUAUUAUGGUAUGAUAACAUGACCCACUUAAUUUAUAGAUCAUUGAUGUCCAUGGACAUUGGAGGUACUGUAACAAGUGCUCUGAUCUUUUCCGUAAUACCAUACUCUGUUCUUAAAUCUGACUAUCAGAAAUGUAAA
This is a messenger RNA of Bombyx mandarina (wild silkworm), 3672 nucleotides long. RefSeq names its product NADPH oxidase (gene Nox). Lineage: Eukaryota; Metazoa; Arthropoda; Insecta; Lepidoptera; Bombycidae. Gene Ontology annotation, molecular function: calcium ion binding; superoxide-generating NAD(P)H oxidase activity. Gene Ontology annotation, cellular component: plasma membrane; NADPH oxidase complex. Gene Ontology annotation, biological process: defense response; superoxide anion generation. The record is from RefSeq and is a predicted model, not a curated record.